AUGGUAUACCAAACGCCAUGUGUUUUUUCUUUCCACAACUGGUUUUUGUUUCGUAUAUUUAUUGAACUUCAAUGUUUGUAUCCUACAAAGUACUUUCCUAUUAAGAACGCUGGAGAGCGGGUGGCGAUGGUUGGUGACGGUGUUAACGAUUCACCAGCACUGGCUUCUGCUGAUGUCGGUAUUGCGAUCGCUGCCGGUAGCGACGUAGCUAUUGAAAGCGCCGGUAUAGUUCUGGUCCGAAAUGAUCUCAUUGAUGUAGUUGCCGCCAUAGAGCUGUCAAAGAAGACGACCAGAAGAAUCAGGCUCAAUUUUCUUUUUGCAAUUUUCUACAACGCUAUUGGAAUCCCAAUUGCUGCAGGAGUCUUCCGCCCUUUCGGAUUCAUGCUGCAACCGUGGAUGGCUGCAGCCGCUAUGGCUUUGAGUAGUGUAUCUGUUGUAACCUCGUCGCUCCUACUAAAAGCAUACAAGAAACCAACUUAUGGCUCUUUAUAUAACAGUGAGUUUAAACAGCAUGCAAAGGCAUUGGAAGCGGGUCAAUUCAAUGUGCGAGUACAUCGUGGUCUCGAGGACACUGGAGUAUUUCGAUCCGGCUCACGCCUUUCAGUCCUCUCGAGUAAAAUGGGUUCACUCUUGGGGUCAACGACGAGUAUCAUAAGCGGUGCCGGGAGCAAACGAACAAGGUAA
Cooperia oncophora is the source of this 684-nucleotide messenger RNA. The record is from the annotation of a GenBank genome assembly. NCBI's taxonomy places the organism in Eukaryota, Metazoa, Nematoda, Chromadorea, Rhabditida, Trichostrongylidae.